GCCUGGGGCCUGCUGCUCCGGAUCCCGGGGGCGUGCCGGCUCCUCCCUAAGAAGGCUGGACGAGGCGGGCUGGGGGCGGAGCUCCCAGCCUGGGUCCGGGCUCCUUCCCGAAGCACGCUCAGAAGCGCGCCGGGCUCCUGAGAAGCGUCUAAGGCGAAACCGAAGCCCUCGCGGUCCACAGCGCCAUGAGCCAAGACGCGGAGGUGGACAUGAAGGAGGUGGAGCUCAACGAGCUGGAGCCCGAGAAGCAGCCCAUGAAUGCGGCCGCCCCGCCGCCCGCCGCCCCGGGGGGAGAGAAGAACGGCGUGGUCAAGGUCAAGGUGGCCGACGACGAGGCCGACGCCGCGGCCGCGGCCGCAGCCAAGUUCACGGGCCUGUCCAAGGAGGAGCUGCUCAAGGUGGCCGGGAGCCCCGCCUGGGUGCGCACCCGCUGGGCCCUGCUGCUGCUCUUCUGGCUGGGCUGGCUGGGCAUGCUGGCCGGCGCCGUGGUCAUCAUCGUGCAGGCGCCCCGCUGCCGCGAGCUGCCCGUCCAGCGCUGGUGGCACCAGGGGGCCCUGUACCGCAUCAGUGCCCUGAAGGCCUUCCAGGGCUCGGCCGCCGUCGACGCCGCCGGGAGUCUGGCGGGGGUGCAGGCACAUCUUGAUCACCUGAGCAACAUCAAGGUGAAGGCGCUGGUAUUGGGGCCCAUCCACAAGAACCUUAAAGAUGACCUUGCUGGGACAAGCCUGGUGCAGAUCGACCCCACUGUUGGCUCCUUGGAAGAGUUCACCCAGUUCUUGGAAGCAGCCAAGAAAAAGAACAUCCAGAUUAUCCUAGAUCUCACGCCCAACUACCGAAGUCAGAACAGCUGGUUUCUGCCCGAACAACAGGAAGAAGUGAACGAGAAGAUGAAGGAAGCCCUGAACUUUUGGCUGAAGGCCGGUGUGAAUGGGAUUCAGGUCCAUGAUGUCCAGAACCUGACAGAUGCUGCUUUUGUCCUGGUGGAGUGGAAAAAUCUCACUCACAGCAUCAGUGAGGACAGGGUCCUGAUUGCAGGCACAGAAGCCUCAGACCUCCAUGAUAUCAUGAGCCUGCUGAAUGAUACUGACCUUCUGAGCAGCUCUUAUCUGGAAGACUUCUCCAGCAGAAGCUCCUCAGGGAAAGAGCUCCAGGAUUUGGUCACCAGCUACCUGAGCGCUGCUGGGAACCACUGGUGCAGCUGGACAUAUUCUCAGGUUGGCCACUUGACCUCCUAUGUGCCUACCCAUCUUCUCCAUCUCUAUCACCUGUUGCUGUUCACACUUCCUGGGACACCUAUUUUUAGUUAUGGGGAUGAAAUUGGCUUGCAGACGGUCACCCUCCCUGGACAGCCGGCCGAAGCCCCUGUCAUGCUUUGGGAUGAAAAAACCCUUGGACCUUCUGUGUCCUUAAACCCCAAUGUAACUGUCAAGGGUCAGAAGGAUGACGCCCAAUCCCUCAUGUCUCUGUUCCGCAAACUGAGUGACAGCCGAGGGAAGGAGCGGUCCUUGCUGCAUGGAGACUUUGUGGUUCUGCCCACCAAUGAUGACCUCUUUGCCUAUGUGCGCUACUGGGACCAGAAUGAGCGCUUCCUUGUGGUGCUCAAUCUGGGUCCCACGGCCCAUGAGGCCGAGCUGAAGAUGCCGCCUGUGUCCAGCGGCCAGAAGCUGGAGCUACCUGAGAAGGCGGCCCUGAUGCUCAGCACCCAGAGGGGCUCCCAGGAUGGGGGCCUGCUGCCCCUGCACAAGCUGCAUGUGGCCUCUGGAGAGGGGCUGCUACUCAAGUUCCCCUAUGUGGCCUAAGCUGCCCUUGGGCCCCCUCUCCCCUUGGGUCUUUGUAUUUGUGUGGGGGGGUUGGCAGGGCUGGGGGGGCGGGGGUUUUUUUACUGUUGAAGAUGCCCUGUGAUGAAGCCUUUAGCUGUAUAUUAAAACAAUAGUGAUGAGCA
This is a messenger RNA of Dromiciops gliroides (monito del monte), 1942 nucleotides long. RefSeq names its product solute carrier family 3 member 2 (gene SLC3A2). Bases 186 to 1799 code for a protein of 537 amino acids. Gene Ontology annotation, biological process: amino acid transport; carbohydrate metabolic process. The transcript is spliced from 10 exons. The record is from RefSeq and is a predicted model, not a curated record. Lineage: Eukaryota; Metazoa; Chordata; Mammalia; Microbiotheria; Microbiotheriidae.